Aquila chrysaetos chrysaetos is the source of this 5309-nucleotide messenger RNA. It is a transcript of the gene NUCB2, whose product is annotated as nucleobindin 2. Gene Ontology annotation, cellular component: endoplasmic reticulum-Golgi intermediate compartment; extracellular exosome. The record is from RefSeq and is a predicted model, not a curated record. The transcript is spliced from 13 exons. Lineage: Eukaryota; Metazoa; Chordata; Aves; Accipitriformes; Accipitridae. Gene Ontology annotation, molecular function: calcium ion binding. The coding region runs from base 260 to 1627 and encodes 455 amino acids.
GCAACGGGAGCCGGGGCCGCCGGAGUGCUGUGGGGCUGUCGCGCCGCGCCGCGCCGCGCCGCACCGCACCGCACCGCACCGCACCGCACCCUACCCUACCUUACCUUACCUUACCCUACCCUACCGCGCCUCGCCGCGGUGCCGAGCCCCGCAGAUCCUCAGGAGGACGCCCGGGGGACGCCCCCUUCAUCCCCGCGCCCAGGAGACACCUCGCCCUUAAGAAGCAGCGGCUCCUCUCCCACCGCAGGGGGACCGAAAGAUGAAGCGGCUAUCUGUCCUGCCCCAACAGUGUAUUUUGCUGAUGACAUGUCUCCUAAUGGCCUUGGAAGCUGUACCUAUAGACAUAGAUAAGACAAAAGUUAAAGGAGAAGGCCACAUAGAAGGAGAGAAGGUAGAAAGUCCAGAUACAGGACUUUAUUAUGAUGAAUAUCUCAGGCAAGUAAUAGAUGUCUUGGAAACAGAUAAGCAUUUCAGGGAGAAACUCCAGACUGCUGACAUAGAGGAAAUAAAGAGUGGAAAACUAAGCAGAGAGCUUGAUUUAGUAAGCCACCAUGUGAGAACACGGCUGGAUGAACUAAAAAGACAAGAGGUGGCAAGAUUAAGAAUGUUAAUUAAAGCUAAAAUGGAUUCUGUUCAAGACACUGGCAUAGACCAUCAGGCUCUCCUUAAACAGUUUGAGCACCUGAACCAUCAGAAUCCUGACACGUUCGAACCUAAAGACUUAGAUAUGUUGAUCAAAGCAGCUACAAGUGACCUGGAAAACUAUGAUAAGACCCGCCAUGAGGAGUUUAAGAAAUAUGAGAUGAUGAAAGAACAUGAGAGGAGAGAGUAUUUAAAAACACUGGAUGAAGAAAAGAGGCAACGAGAAGAAUCCAAAUUUGAGGAGAUGAAGAAAAAACAUGGUGAUCACCCUAAAGUUCACCAUCCUGGAAGCAAAGAUCAACUGAAAGAGGUGUGGGAAGAAGCAGAUGGACUAGAUCCGAAUGAAUUUGACCCCAAAACAUUUUUCAAAUUACACGAUGUCAAUAAUGAUGGUUUCCUAGAUGAGCAAGAAUUGGAAGCCCUAUUUACUAAAGAGCUAGAAAAAGUUUAUGAUCCCAAAAAUGAAGAGGAUGACAUGGUUGAAAUGGAAGAAGAAAGGCUAAGAAUGAGAGAACACGUAAUGAAUGAGGUUGAUAUCAACAAGGACCGGCUAGUGACUUUGGAAGAGUUCCUGCGAGCUACAGAGAAAAAAGAAUUUUUGGAGCCAGAUAGCUGGGAGACACUAGAUCAACAGCAGCUCUUCACUGAGGAGGAGCUGAAGGAAUUUGAAAGUCAUAUUUCUCAGCAGGAAGAUGAACUUAGAAAGAAGGCAGAAGAUCUUCAGAAGCAGAAGGAAGAGCUACAGAGGCAGCAUGACCAGCUUCAGGCUCAGAAACAAGAGCUUCAGCAGGUUGUAAAACAGAUGGAACAAAAGAAACUACAGCAAGGAAAUCCUCCUGCCGGACCAGCUGGAGAACUGAAAUUUCAACCCCCCGGGGAACACAAAGUUGGAGAUGCACCAAAACAUCCUGCGGGAGGUGAUCAGCCUUUACCACCAGGACAUGUCCAAGAACCAGCUGCUAGAACUGAUCAAGUUCACCCUUAACCACUUGUGCCUCAACUUUAUAGCAUCUUUAUUAUUUGGGGGGUGGGGGGCAGGAAAUCAUAGUGAAACAUGAACUCUAUACUUUCUUCCCCGGAUUGUAAAAUCAUUGGGAAUGUUAGAGAUGAAGUAUCAAUCAGAUCUGAAUCAUAAAUUAAACUAAUUUUGUCUCCAACGCAUCAGCAAGAAACAGAACAAGGGGAACAUUUAGAGGCUAUAAUGGAGGAGGGGAUUGAGGAAACUUAUUAAUACUAAAGAUUUUUAUGGCCAGGGGACUGAGCUGUUGAACUCUUCUCUUACAAAAAGGGAGGAGAUGUCUGCCAUUCUGUGUUUAGGCAUGAAUUGGAAUCUUCUCGGAGAGGAAGCAGGGAACUGGCCUGAAUGUCGUUAGGUCUAGUUUUAUGUAGAAACUCUUUCCAGAAAUGCUGAGAAGCAAAAAUGGGGAAAUGAAGACCAUUAGAUAAAGGCCUACCAUUUCCAGCACUACCAAACCCUUUCUUCUUUGAGACCAAAUAAAAAUCAAACUUCUAAUCCUUAAUCACAGAAAAUUUGCACUUUCUAAAAUCUAAACACAGCAAAGAAUUACGUGGAGCAGUGAAUAUUUUUAAUGUUUACAGAAGCCUAAGAAUUUCACUGUAAGCCUUGAAAAGGAAUACUGUACUUCUGGUGUAUUGAUCUGAACCGUCCUCCUUGUUGAGAUAAAUUCUGUAUAGCAGUUGAAUAUUCAACUGGCUCUUGGGACAGUACUUUUGUCCCUGUUUCCUUCAUCAGGUGCCAGCUGAUCUCAAAAUUUUGCAUGUUAUUAAGUAAGCUUUUUAUGUUGAUGGAAAUAUUGUGCAAAACAGAACAAGACUCAUUGUCUUUUUCUGUGCAGAUUAUCCUACCUCCUAUGAUAAUACCAGAUUUUUCAAAAUGCACCAUGUGCUUCAGAAAGCUCUUCUCAGACAUGAAUCUUUGACUUAAAGAGUCUCACUAUUAACUCUUAUUAGUCUUUCAGCAGAUGGUGUAAGUUUAUGAAGUGUCCUGAAACAGGGGUGCUAUUGAUUGUAUUAUUUUGGUAUUGAACCGGGAUAGGUCCCUAAUAUUGUAAACCAAGAUUUUACAAGAAUAAGUUGAUUUUCCUGUGGGUUUUACUAUAAUGUUGAAAAGUUGUGUAAUUGUCCUUGCUUGUUAUUCAUUUCAGACUGAAAGUAUCCUAAAGUGUAAACCCUGUUUGGGUUUUUUUGUUUGCUUAGGGUUUUGUGGUGUUUUGUUUUUUUUUUAAACAUGGAUUGUUCUGAUUGUAUAACGCUGGCUUUGAACUGAUACACACACACACACACCUUGGCAAGCAUCCUUUGCAUUUCCUUCCUGUUCUGUGGCUAACUGCUGACAGUAUCAUUAAGGGAGAUCAUUUGGGUUUUGAGCAAAGAAACAGAAGGCAAUUACUAACAUUUUGUAUUGACAUUUGGGAAGUUUCUCACUCUAAAGAACUUUGAUUGAUAGAAGCUAGGCACAUUCCUUCCAUGUUUAAGGCUUCUUUCAUCAGGCCUGAGCAUAUUCUUGUUCUCCACACAAUAUAAUAGAACUCACUGCCAGAACAGAUUAGGUUUCCCUAUCUGUUUCAUCUUGUUAGCUGUCAUGUCACAUUUCCUUCAUUUAUACCACUCAAACAAUUGGACUUCUUUUACUUUUUUUUUUUUGUUCUCUAUGCAAGUCAUUAACAUUUUAAUUUAGUUUCCCAAACCAUUGUCUCCACUGUUUGUCAUUUCCAUGCAAUUCUAACGUCAGUUUGAUUAUGUCUUUGUCAGGAGACUAAAAUACCUUUCAACAACUUCAUCCGUUUGCUGAGAGGCCCAGGCAUAGUUAGAGCUACAUCCAGACUAAUAGCGUUUCUCAGUGCACAGCCCUGGCUUUGGGGUUGUAGCCUGAUAAUGGAUAACAGAGCAAGGAGGGAAACAAAGAGGGAAUUAUUUAAGUGUCAUGGAAAAGGUGAGGGGAAUUUUUUUUUGUGUUCUCCCCAUCCCACAUGAAGGUUUACAGAGGACAAAUGAUACAGCCCCAGAUGUUUGUAGAGAAUCAAGGACUGAAACCUUUGGUGUGAAGGCAUUUCUACCAUACAAAUCAUUCCUUCAGGCUACGUCUGCCUCCUAACAAAUGUCAUUAUAUGUAAUGACAUGCUUUGUAAUGUAAUGCUCAAGCUUCAGCUUCAGUGCAACUGCUUCCAAUUUGAUGAUAAGAUCCUGACUCUCCCUGCUGUUGGAGAUGGGCAUUAUAUCCCCUUAUUCCGUUUACUUUGAAACAUCCAGAGUUUUGUAAAGAACUGUUGUAACAUGGGUGCUGAGCUCAGCUUCUGCUCGCUGCAGUGUAGUGAGUGUCGGUGACUGAGGAAGCCGCUUGUGAGAAGCCAGAGAUUUCACUUGUCAUUUCAUCGUGAGUUAGCAUUAGCAAAAGUUCCUCAUUUUGCAUUUCAACUAGGCACUGAGGUGCGUUCAGCAUAAAAUGGUGCACAUCUUUCCUUCAAUUGCUAUCUGAUACCUAAAUGUUGUUCUUAUCAGUGUUAAUUUAAUUAGUAGGCUUGCAGUUUAGCAAUAUACAACAGAUUUUCUGUUCUUUUUUUAGAAGUGGAGACAGGCAGUUUUUUAAACCUUAGAAUUGGUGAUUGGGUUUAUCUCUAACAAUAAUCAAGGUUUAGUCAAACUGACAAUUAUUUGCCCUAAAUUAUGUGGAAGUCAGAGCCUCGGUCCUCAUAAUGCUUAAGUUAUCGAAUUCCUACUGAACCCAUCUUAAGUUUGUUGCCUAAAUGUUUUUUAAAUGAGAGCACAAAUUAGAACUUCAUGCUUUUCCACCCAAUUCAGAAAUCUCAUAUGCAUGGGUACCUGUGUCACAUGUCCACAAAGAUAAUGAGGACUUAGUGGAUGUUCUUUCAAAAGAUGACCUGUCAGGUCUGGUUUAUCAACAGACUGUAUUCACCCAAUACUGUCUAUCUCAUUCUCCUCUGUAGAGGAAGGCCUGAAGUUCUUCAGGCCCAGGCUAAAAGAGGUCUCCAUCUGAGUGUAAUAAAGUCGCCAAACUUAUUUUUGUGGAUCAAUUCUGAAGUGUGGUUUAAGUAAGAGUUAUCUCACUGUGAGGAACAUCUGCCUUAGAGGUUAUGCAAUGUGCUGAAGUCAUGCUUACACAUGAAAUGUUUAGCAGAUUUGUUGCUUUUUAAUGUGUGUGUUGUUUUCGAUGCUGAUGUCUUCUUUUAAUUGGGUUCUCUCUUCCAUAAAAGAGACUAAAAGUAUUAGCCACUAAAAGCAUGUUUCUGCCAUGGUACUGAUUUCUCAGGAGCUUUUUAAAGUUGAAAAAAAAAUUAUUAAACUAAGCUUAUAGCUAAGUGAGGAAGUAGAAAGCUAUAAUCACGGAUAAAUAAAGGACUGGAAUAUCACGGGCACCAGUGCUUUCACCUGUACUCUGCUUUUCAUUUAGGAGAUGAUGACAAGAAAACUGAAUGUAACUUCAUACAGACACCAGUUCCAAGACAAAGAUGCAGAGAUUUGGUUUUGUACUUGGCUGGGGUUUUGGUAGGAGGAUGAAGGGGUCAGAUUUGGUCAAUGUUGUACAAAUUCAUAUCCUCCAGUGCAAUAUAUGUAGGGAAAAAAAAAAAGCCCCACUCUGGACUUUGUAUAGAUUAGUUUUUAACUGGAUUAAACUGAAACUCAGUGCA